AGUUCCUGUAGCAUUCUUCGCACUUUGUCGUGAUGAAAGGUUAAAUGUAAGUGUACGAGGAAGAUUUUAUCUCCUUCCUCGGAACAGUAAGACACGGAACUUAUUAACAUAACAGGAGUGUACAACACCAUGCUUCACGGACGUAGUGACCACGUAGCAGUUGUCUGACAAACACUGGAAACACACUGAAUCGAGAAGCACACAGAAGACAUCGAGACCUUAUGUUACUAUUCGCCUUCUGUCUUCUCUAUCAUCUAUUUCUUACAGGAAGUAACUGUGACCAACAAAGUGUUUAUGACUUGAAAUGAUAGCAACUGUCAGUUGGAACGUCCAAAACAGCAUGGUUCUAAGAUUCUUCCCCAUCUUUUUGGCCUCUUGUCUGCAGUUAUCAGGUUCUCUGGUCUUGUACAUUCAAGGAAAUGAAACCAGUUUUGACUUCCGUCUUGGAGUUACAUCAGAAAUCAAGUUCUACGUUAACGACGAAAAUCACGAUGGCAAAGAAGUUCGCAUUAGUGUCUCUCACCGACCCGAGGACACAAAGACAUCGCACAUGAAAUGCAUCCUGACCCAGUCAGCAACAGGCUGUAAUACAACUAGCGACAUCUGCAUCUGUCCUGAACACAACUCAUCGAGAAAUGUCUUCAGUUUAAAGAAAACUUUUCUACAGACCGAUACUGGGGUGUGGAGGUUCCAGAGCUUUUCACAUUGCAAUGAGUCCAAGAUAGUCAAGGUUAAAGUUCACGGUGCGUCCUUUAUUAUUUAAUGCCGAAAUGUUUGAAGACAUUAUGGUGUCGGCUCAGGUACUUAAAAUAAUGUUACAGUG
Pomacea canaliculata is the source of this 823-nucleotide messenger RNA. RefSeq lists its product as uncharacterized. The transcript is spliced from 3 exons. NCBI's taxonomy places the organism in Eukaryota, Metazoa, Mollusca, Gastropoda, Architaenioglossa, Ampullariidae. The coding region runs from base 305 to 763 and encodes 152 amino acids. The record is from RefSeq and is a predicted model, not a curated record.